This is a messenger RNA of Lodderomyces jiufengensis, 1749 nucleotides long. It is a transcript of the gene TPO3, whose product is annotated as spermine transporter. Bases 1 to 1749 code for a protein of 582 amino acids. Gene Ontology annotation, cellular component: fungal-type vacuole membrane. Gene Ontology annotation, biological process: transmembrane transport; spermine transport. The transcript has a single exon. Lineage: Eukaryota; Fungi; Ascomycota; Pichiomycetes; Serinales; Debaryomycetaceae. Gene Ontology annotation, molecular function: spermine transmembrane transporter activity. The record is from RefSeq and is a predicted model, not a curated record.
AUGUCGAAUUAUCAUAAAGAAGAAGAAGAUAAAAUACAUAGUUAUAGUGAUUUUUUAUCAGAUAGACAAUCAAUACCCAAUUCCAACAUAUCAUCAUCAUCAUCCACAAUUUCAAAUGACAACGAGCCAAAAGAAUAUUUACAAUUAGAAAAAACAGAAACUAAAAAAUCAUUAAAAGAAUUAGGUGUUACGAAGGAGAAACCACCACCAGAAAUCAAUGACCCACCAAUAGAAGACCCCAUUUUCCCAGAAGAAUAUCAUUUAGAGACUGAUACAGGUUUAGUAAGUGCCAAGACUUUAGAAAGUUUGGGUAGAACAAUAAGUGGAUCUCAUCAUAGUGUUACUGACCAAACUGAAUUUGUCACUUUUAAAGUUAAUGAUCCUGAAAAUCCUCAUAAUUGGCCAAUGUGGAAAAAAUGGUUUUAUACUUUUUUGUUAACUUGGUUAGUUGUUGCUGCUGCCUAUGGGUCUUCUUGUUUAUCAGGUGGGCUCUUCACAAUAAAUGAAAAAUACGGAGUAUCAACUGAAGUUUCAACAUUAGCUGUUUCAUUGAUGGUUUUUGGAUUUAGUAUUGGACCUUUACUUUGGGGUCCUGGAUCAGAAAUUAUUGGUAGAAGACCCAUUUACUUUAUAAGUUUUGGAUUAUACACAAUUUUUAAUAUUCCAUGUGCAUUAUCACCAAAUAUUGGAGGAUUACUAGCUUGUAGAUUUAUAUGUGGAGUUUGUGCAUCAAGUGCAUUAACUAAUGUCGGUGCAAGUUUAGUUGAUAUUCAUUCAGAAGAAACAAGAGGUUUAGCUAUUGCAUUUUUCAGUUUUUCACCUUAUUCUGCUCCAAUUUUGGGUGUUUUAGUGAAUGGAUUUAUUAGUGUAAAUACAAGAAGAAUGGAUUUAAUAAUAUGGGUUAAUAUGGCUUUCGCUGGAGUUAUGUGGAUUAUUAUUUCUUUAGUUCCUGAAACUUAUGCUCCAACUAUUUUGAAAGCAAGAGCUAAAAAAUUAAGAAAAGAAACUGGUAAUCCUAAUAUAAUGACUGAACAAGAAGCCCAACCUUUAUCUUUUAAAGAAAUGGUAAAUACUAAUUUGGUAUUACCUUUGAAAUUUGUUUUCACUGAACCAGUCUUGGACUUAGUGUGUGCUUUCAUUGCUUUAAUUUAUGGUUUAUUAUAUGCUUUCUUUUUCGCAUAUCCAUACAUUUUUGGUAAAUUAUAUAAUUACAAAGAUGAUAAAAUUGGACUCAUGUUCAUUCCAGUCUUAAUUGGUGCUUUCUUUGCAGUUGGAACUACCUAUAUAUUAGAAAAACAAUAUAAUGUAAUGCUUAAAAAGAGAAAACCGGUACCGGAGGAUAGAUUAAUUGGUGCAAUGAUAGGUGCUCCAUUUCCAUGUAUUGCAUUAUUCAUUCUUGGUGCAACAUCAUACAAACAUAUAAUAUGGGUCGGUCCAGCAUCUUCAGGUCUCGCAUUUGGGUAUGGAAUGUGUCUUUGUUACUACUCAUUUAAUAACUAUAUUCUUGAUAGUUACGCCAAACGUGCUGCGCUGGCUUUAGCAACAAAAGUAUUUUUAAGAUCUGGUUUAGGUGGUGCAUUUCCACUUUUUAUGACCGCCAUGUAUUCUAGAUUAGGUCUUCAAUGGGCUUCUUGGUUGCUUGCUUUUAUAUCACUUGCUAUGGCUUUUAUUCCGUUUACUUAUUACAUAAUUGGUGCAAGACUUAGAGCUAAAUGGUGUAAAGAGGAUUAUACUAUACAUUAUGAUUAA